AUGGUCGGGGGACUCAGCGAAGCCAGGGAGAGAUGCAAAUUUUGUGGUCCGGGGCUUGGGGCUGCCCAAUUUAAGCCCCAUAACUCAGACCGCAGCGUUGGAGAAAUUAGUUCAGGCCAGGGAGCUGCUCCUCGUGCUUAUCGAGCGUGGGAAUCAAAGAUUUGA
Drosophila santomea is the source of this 165-nucleotide messenger RNA. RefSeq lists its product as uncharacterized. Lineage: Eukaryota; Metazoa; Arthropoda; Insecta; Diptera; Drosophilidae. The transcript has a single exon. Bases 1 to 165 code for a protein of 54 amino acids. The record is from RefSeq and is a predicted model, not a curated record.